AUGGAAAAAAGGUUUUUUUCUCCUUUGACUUCAAUUUUGGCCAUAUUUUCUUUUUACCUUCUUUUACCUAAAAAGCCCUUAGGUUUCAUUUCACUCAUCAUUGCUUUAUCAUCAAUGGGCAUUUUUCCAUCUGUAUUCCCUUAUAAACCGAUAAAUUGGAGUUGGCACAUCCGGGACUUCUUUCCCCCUUUCCUCCCCCCUUUCCCUCUUCUCCUUCUUCAAAACCUCUUAACUUCCUUAUUUUCUCAUUUUCAAGACCAAUUUUCCUCUUUUAUUUAUUUCAACAACCUCUGA
Molecule: messenger RNA, 294 nt
Organism: Meloidogyne enterolobii
Lineage: Eukaryota; Metazoa; Nematoda; Chromadorea; Rhabditida; Meloidogynidae
Source: the annotation of a GenBank genome assembly